CGUGCUGCUCCCGCAGGGAGGAGAAACGCCCCGCAGCUGGGGUGAGGCUCCUGGGGCGCGGCCGGGGCUGGGGCGCUGCGGCGAGAGGCCCGGCCCCCUGGCCCCGGCAAUCUAAAUUCUCCCGCCCUCGGGUGGGCUGCGCACUCUUACCUGCCGGUCCGCGGCGCCUGGCCCGCUGCUCUGCGCUCCCCAGGCGUCCUGUCCUCGGCCGUAGGCGGAAGAUGCUGUUGCUUGAUUGCAACCCAGAGGUGGAUAGUCUGAAGCAUCUGCUGGAGGCCGGGGCCUCGGUCAACGCACCCCCGGAUCCCUGCGAGCAGUCGCCUGUCCAUUUGGCCGCAGGUGGGGGCCUGGCUGGCUUGCUUCUGUGGCAGCUGCAAACGGGCGCUGACCUCAACCAGCAGGAUGUCUUUGGAGAGGCUCCGCUACACAAGGCAGCAAAAGUUGGAAGUCUGGAAUGCCUUAGCCUGCUUGUAGCCAGGGAUGCCAAAAUUGAUUUAUGUAAUAAGAAUGGACAAACAGCUGAAGAUAUUGCUUGGGCCUAUGGAUUUCUAGAAUGUGCCAAGUUUCUUACAACAAUUAAAUGUAUGCAGACAGUAAAAUCAAGUGACCGAUCCAAUAGAGAUGAUUGUGUUCCAGUGCUCAGACAGAAACGAAGCUUCGGAAGUGUAGAAAAUACGACUGGAAAAAGGAAGUGUUGAUUCACGUUGGUUCUGAAAAGGUUUGAAGAAGGCCUUCACUCCGUGCAGAUCUACUGCUCAGCUACAAGCUAUGGCUUUUGGCUCACCAGCCACACCCCUUCGCAGGCUUGGAUCCUGUUGGAACUGGCGUAGUUCUGGGAACGUGGCCUGCGGUCCUUUCACCGGCUCUAAGGGAUCCCUCUAAUGGAUCAGCCUGAGCCCAAGAUGUCCCAAGCAUCUUACCGAUCAUGACUGGAGUUCCUUCAGUCCGGAAGUGAUGAGCCAGCUCCCGUCCUCGAGAGGCCAUUUCACAACCUUGGCUAGAAAGAAACCAUCUUCCAUCAGAUGAAUGAUUUCUCAUACUAAGGUCCAUUACGGAAUUUGGGAGCCAGUGUUUUCUACUGUUUUGUUUUCUUUUUUGGUUAUUGAAAAAAAACAUGGUAAAUUUAAAUAACAUUAAGUGGUAGGUAACUGACUUGAGAGCAACCAAAAGCACCAUAACCUUUCAAAGUAUUUAAGGCCACUUAAGACCUUGCUUCUUUGCUUCUGGAAUUGCAUAACGAAAGAUUUUUUUUUUUUUUUAAGAUUUUAUUUAUUUAUUUGACAGAGAGAGAUCACAAGUAGGCAGAGAGGCAGGCAGAGAGAGAGAGAAAGGGAAGCAGACUCCCUGCUGAGCAGAGAGCCCGAUGCGGGACUUGAUCCCAGGACCCUGAGAUCAUGACCUGAGCCGAAGGCAGAGGCUUAAUCCACUGAGCCACCCAGGUGCCCCUAACGAAGGAUUUUUAAGGGAAGAGUGAAAGUGGUCACCUUGAUGACCACAGGGCUCUUAUGGGUGGAUUUAAUGUCAGAAGAAUGAGUUUUAAGUCCUGGGUUCUUGUCUUUUUACCAUCAGACUCAGUCUCCCUCCUCAUCUUUAGCCUGGCACCUAUCACCCCUGCCCUAUCUACGUGACAGGAGAUCUGGACUAAAACAGACAAGAGCUGUGAAGCCAUAGUGAAAACUACAAAAUGUUUUCAAGUAUGACAUAUUAUUUUAGGGAAUAUUUUAAUGUCCUAUACAAUUUGUACUUUGGAGAAGAGAGAAAGCUGGCCAGAUGAAGGGAGAUCCUUUUUUGGAUUGGAGGUCCCAACUGGUGGCUAAUUCUAAGCUCUUGCUUAGUAAGAAACGUGUAAGGUUUUGAUGUGCCAAAACGUUCCCUUUGCAAUCAUCAUGUGCUUCACUAUUUAACCGAUCAUUUAUCUGUUAGCUCCGGUUUUCACAGGCGGUCUAAACUGCAGCUGUGAAAUCAGACAUUCUGGAACAUAAGCACAUGGACAAAAGAGGGUAAUGUAUCUAUUGAGGUCACUGUAAUACAACAUGUAUUUAAAUUGAGGUCACUGUAAUACAAAAUGUAUUUAAAACACAAGUUCACUGAUAAGGAAUAACUUCUUAUUUAAUUAAUAUUAGCUCAUAUUUUACUUUUAUUUUUUUAAAGAUUGAUUUAUUUAUUAUUACUUUUUUGAGAUUUAUGUAUUUAAAGAGACAGAGAGAGUGAGUAAGAGAAUUUCCCAGGGUGGAGCCUGACCCAGCACUUGAUCCCAGGGCCCUGCAAUCAUGACCUGAUAUUUACUCAUAUUUUCAAGCUAGAAUUAUGGCUAAACUGUAUUGGGAAAAAACGAAUAUAUUAUUUGGACACAUUAUUAGUUUACUGACCUUUUAAGAAGAAAAAGGGCAGGAGGUACACAAAAAGGGCCAUCAAAGAUCAACAUCUGAAUCUCUCCCUUCAAGAUAUUUUAAAGAGUUGAAGAUAAAGAAAAAAGUUGAUUUUCUGUAACUCUAGUCAUAGCUGACAUAUUUCCAAGUGUUCCUUUUCUCAGCUAAAUUAACACCAUGCAAGUAUACAUAUUGCCAAGUUUACUCAUCCACUCAAAGUCUUCAAUAGCCAAAAAAUGUAGCGUUUAAAAAAAGAUUUGUAAAGCAGUGAGGCAAUGUGGAGGAGAGAGUAAAAAUAAAAACAGUGUGGAGGAAGAGGAAGGAGAAUCCAUAAUUUUCCCCUUUUCUAAUAAAAUGACAAACUUGCUUUAAAACGAUGUCACUAAUUUCUUAAGGUGUCCUCACCUGACAAACAGUAUUUUUGAAGUUACACCAAUCAGUUGGUUCAGUACGAGCUGUACCUCGAUCGAUCCAAUCCACUGCCGUGAUCCAACAAACGUUGCUGGUUUGUCCCCGGCAUCAACUAGAGCCUUUGUGUAUUUAAAAACACAAAAAAACCCAUACACAAGACAGCUAUUAAACAACUACAUUUAGGACCUGUUCCCUGAUUACCAGUAUGGUUUUUUUCCCCCUUCAAAACAGAAAUAAGUCUGUACCAUGAGGUAAUAAUCAUUAUUACUGGUAUAUUAAGGGCUAAUGAAAUGUACAGUUGAUUAGAAGCGUACCUGCUGAAUCUCCCUGUGUGUCGGAAUGGAUCUCUCUGUGUAGCCCUGGUGCCUGAACCAAGAGCAGAUUGUCUGCAGAGAUCGGUAAGAAGAGGCACGGACAAACAGAAUCCUCAUCCAACAAUUAGCGUAUUUUCUUCUCAAGCACAGACAGAACAUUUUUAAUGACAACAUUGUGGUGUGCCUGAAACGCAACUCCUACAAGUAUCCUGGUGAGAGAGCGGAGAGGGACGCUGGCGCAGUGGAGAGAAGGAAACAGCAUGAGCACAGAGGCCGAUGGGAGCGAUGUGGCCAAGGAGCGCUGGCAGCCACCACAGCUGGAAGAGGCACGGGAGGGAUUCUCCCCAAAGCCCUUGGAGGGCGCCGGGCCCCACUGACACUUGAUUUCAGCCUCAUGAUAGGGAUUUCAGACUUGUGGCCUCCACAGCUGAGAGAAUACAUUUUUGUAGUUUCUUUUUUAAAAAAUUUUAUUUAUUUGACAGACAGAGAGAGAAAGAGAAACAGGCUCCCCACUGACCAGAGAGCCCAAUGCAGGGCUCGAUCCCAGGACCCUAGAAUCAUGACCUGAGCCAAAGGCAGAGGCUUCAACUCACUGAGCCACCCAGGUGCCCCAUUUUUGUAGUUUCAAGCUACCAAAUUUGUGGCUUUUGUAGCAUCCUCAGGAAAUGAAUGUGUCUCAGUAAAUUUCAGAAUCUUUAUUACAUAAAAAUUGUUUCUGAUCAGUAUGCAAAGGAGUCAGAAAUCAGUAAAAAAAUAUAUAUAUACGUACCUACAUAUAUAAAUAAAUUCUAAUAUAUUUGGAUGUUAAAAAAAACUCUGAAAUAACACAUGGAUUAAAGAUGAAUCAGGGGCGCCUGGGUGGCUCAGUGGGUUAAGCCUCUGCCUUUGGCUCAGGUCAUGAUGGUCAUGACCUCAGGGUCCUGGGAUCGAGUCCCACAUCAGGCUCUCUGCUUGGCGGGAAGCCUGCUUCCUCCUCUCUCUCUCUGCCUACUUGUGAUCUCUGUCUGUCAAAUAAAUAAAUAAAAUCUUUGGGGGAAAAAAAAAAAAAAAAGCUUCUGCCUUCGGCUCAGGUCAUGAUCCCAAGGUCCUGGGAUCGAGCCCCACUUCGGGCUCUCUGCUUGGCAGGAAGCCUGCUUCCUCCUCUCUCUCUGCCUGCCUCUCUGCCUACUUGUGACCUCUGGCUGUCAAAUAAAUAAAUAAAAUCUUAAAAAAAAAAAGAUGAAUCAUAAUAGAGGUGUAAAAACAUCUAGAACUGAAUAAAACAAAUACUUGAAAUUAAAA
Molecule: messenger RNA, 4375 nt
Organism: Mustela lutreola (European mink)
Lineage: Eukaryota; Metazoa; Chordata; Mammalia; Carnivora; Mustelidae
Gene: ANKRD37
Product: ankyrin repeat domain 37
Exons: 9
Coding region: 222-698 (158 amino acids)
Molecular function (GO): protein binding
Source: RefSeq, a predicted model, not a curated record